UUUCUUUUCUAUUUCUAAACACCUUUUUAUGCCUUAAUGGUUUGGGAUUAGCUAUUGUGCAUUGUUACCAUAUUUUUUUUUCUCUUUCUUAGAUAUUUGCAUCGCCCAUGACGUCGAGAUCUCAUGAUCUACGCCUCUCAACCAAAUUUUUAGGAAUCUGCGAAGCACAACGCAGUUGACAGUGAUACUACUGUCUCGUAAAGUUUCCUACAGAAUAAACAUCAGGUGGGUCCAUGAUAAAGAUGUCGAUCCCAUAACACAUGUAUGUCUUAUAGAGCAGUCUGACAGCCAUAUCUAGUAUCAGAACAACGGGCAUGACCGGUUUGGCCGGGGGCAGCGAGGCGCCUCAACCCUCCAAGAUACCUUACUGGCGUUUAGUCCUUGAUCAAAAGGUUGUUACGCCCGAGGUGGUCAAUUAUCCCUACAUAGGGUCAGGGACCGAAGAUGACCCUUAUGCUGUCACUUGGAUUCCUAAUGACCCGCGCAACCCGAUGAACUUUAGCGAGGUUAGAAAAUGGUCCUAUACAGUCUUGGUAUCUUUUGUCACUCUCACAGUUGCAUUGGUUUCCUCUGCAUAUUCCGGAGGAAUGGGCCAAAUUGUAAAAGACUUUAACUGCGAAGAGGAAAUUGCUAUUCUCGGUAUCUCCCUCUUUGUCUUGGGUUUCGCCUUUGGGCCAUUGAUAUGGGCCCCAAUGAGUGAGACAUUCGGCCGUCGGCAUAUCUUUACUGGCACAUUCUUCCUCCUGACUGCUUUCAAUGCGGGGGCUGCUGGCUCUCAGAAUAUCCAAACCCUCGUGAUUCUCCGUUUUCUGGCUGGUUUCUUCGGGUCAUCGCCUUUUGGAAAUGCAGGAGGUACUAUUGCGGAUAUGUUUCCGGCUGCUAAGCGCGGUAUUGCGAUAAGUCUCUUUGCUGCUGCACCACUCUGCGGCCCUACCUUUGGUCCAGUAAUAGGAGGUUUCCUUGGUUCUGCUGCGGGCUGGCGCUGGGUGGAAGGUUUCCUCGCGGCACUGGCAGGUGUUAUCUGGCUGUCCAUGUGUGUAUUACUACCAGAAACGUAUGCUCCAGUCCUUCUGCGGCGUCGAGCCGAAAAACUUUCUGAAUUGAGUGGCCAUAUCUACCGCAGCAAAUUGGAUAUCGAACGAGGCAAGGCAACAUUGACAAAGACAUUGACUACAGCUCUCUCACGCCCCUGGCUUCUGCUUUUCAAAGAACCCAUUGUGCUUUUGUUCUGUAUCUAUAUGGCUAUCAUAUACGGAACGCUGUACAUGUUGUUUGCAGCCUAUCCGAUUGUCUUCCAGCAAGUCCGCGGCUGGAGUGAGGGUAUUGGAGGCUUAGCGUUCAUGGGCAUUCUAGUAGGGAUGAUCAUUGCAGUCGCUUGCACCUUUCCUGAUAAUUUCCGGUAUGCUAAAUUGUGUGAGCAAACCACGGGUCGCCUUGCACCUGAGGUUCGCUUACCUCCAAGCAUUGUUGGAGGCAUCGCCUUGCCAAUUGGCCUUUUCUGGUUCGCAUGGACCAAUUCUCCAACCAUCCACUGGAUGGUGCCGGUCGCUGCAGGCGUGCCGUUUGGAUUUGGACUGGUCUUAGUUUUCCUCAGUGUCUUCAACUAUCUGAUCGACGCCUAUACGAUCUAUUCGGCAUCGGUGCUGGCAGCUAAUUCAGCUCUUCGGUCUCUCUUCGGUUUCGCAUUCCCUCUGUUCACCACUUAUAUGUAUCGCAACCUGGGGAUUCAUUGGGCAUCUUCAAUUCCGGCUUUCUUGUCGGUUGCCUGUGUGCCAUUCCCCAUCCUAUUUUAUCUGUAUGGAGCCCAGAUCCGUAAGCGUUGCGUGUUCGCUGCUGAGGCCGAAGCAUUCAUGCAACGUCUCGCAGCCAAGCAGAAUGAACCUCCGCAUGAAGAACCAGCUCAAGAGAAAGUGACUUCAGCUGAGAAAGCCGAGUCUAUCUCUAUGAGUAGUGACAGUGACGAUUCCGAUAGAAGUUGCACAGUGCCGUCCCAAGUCGCACUGGAUCGACAAAGGUCUCGGGUAUCCAGAAAGUCCGGACGGUCUCUCGGUCGCACAGCGACACAAUAUGAAGAAAAUCCUUACGAUAUUGAUCGCCGGACAUACAAAUUUUAUGGAAGAUCAAGCGAAGCGGCGGAACAGUCGCUGAGGAGACUAUUUUACCCGACAAUCUUCGUACCGCCAUCGCAGAGGGCCGAGUGCGCGUCGAGCCGUGGUUGGAGGCGGAACCUAUCUGCAUUCUCCUGA
Messenger RNA from Aspergillus alliaceus, 2246 nucleotides. Its product is annotated as MFS transporter. The transcript is spliced from 2 exons. The record is from RefSeq and is a predicted model, not a curated record. Lineage: Eukaryota; Fungi; Ascomycota; Eurotiomycetes; Eurotiales; Aspergillaceae. Gene Ontology annotation, molecular function: fluconazole transmembrane transporter activity. Bases 315 to 2246 code for a protein of 643 amino acids. Gene Ontology annotation, biological process: xenobiotic detoxification by transmembrane export across the plasma membrane.